UAACCCUUCCCGCUUUGGUGAGAACACUCCAGAUCUGUAAAUCCCUAAUCGCCGCAGAAAUGGCCCGCACCAAGCAAACGGCCAGGAAAUCCACCGGAGGCAAGGCUCCGAGGAAGCAGCUCGCCACCAAGGCCGCCAGGAAGUCCGCCCCCGCCACCGGCGGAGUGAAGAAGCCGCACCGAUUCCGGCCCGGAACAGUCGCUCUGCGUGAGAUCCGAAAGUACCAGAAGAGCACGGAGCUGUUGAUCCGCAAAUUGCCGUUCCAGAGGCUGGUGAGGGAGAUCGCCCAGGACUUCAAGACGGAUCUCCGGUUCCAGAGCAGCGCUGUUUCCGCGUUGCAGGAGGCUGCGGAGGCUUACCUUGUCGGUCUGUUUGAGGACACGAACAUCUGCGCGAUUCACGCCAAGAGGGUUACGAUUAUGCCCAAAGAUAUGCAGCUUGCCAGGAGGAUCAGAGGCGAAAGAGCUUAAUUGGUUAAAUUUUCUCUUUCUCUAGAAGUUAAUUUUAUCCAUCAAUCAAUGUUUAAUCAGUAGUUUUAUAUUGUCUCUGUUGUGUUGCUUGUUCUGGUUGGAAGAAAUUAAUGGAAUUCUGAAUCAGCCAGUAGAAAUUUGUUACUGGUGGUGCUGUACCAAUAAUUCAUCUAUUUUUUG
This is a messenger RNA of Cuscuta campestris, 650 nucleotides long. The record is from the annotation of a GenBank genome assembly. Lineage: Eukaryota; Viridiplantae; Streptophyta; Magnoliopsida; Solanales; Convolvulaceae.